This is a messenger RNA of Sungouiella intermedia, 2049 nucleotides long. The record is from the annotation of a GenBank genome assembly. NCBI's taxonomy places the organism in Eukaryota, Fungi, Ascomycota, Pichiomycetes, Serinales, Metschnikowiaceae.
AUGUCCCAGUAUAUCCUCGUCACUGGUGGUGCAGGCUACAUUGGCUCCCACACCGUCGUUGAGUUGAUCCAGUCAGGCUACAAGGUCGUGAUUGUGGAUAACUUGGUCAAUUCCAGUUACGAUGCAGUUGCCAGAGUUGAAUACAUUGUCCAGCAGCCUGUUCCUUUCUUUAAUGUCGAUAUCGCAGACUAUGACGGUCUUUUGAAGGUCUUCCAAGAAUACGAUAUUGGUGGUGUCAUUCAUUUUGCAGCCUUGAAGGCCGUGGGUGAAUCCACAAAGAUUCCAUUGGAAUACUACGAGAAUAAUGUUGGAGGAACUAUCAAUUUGCUCAAGGUGAUGAAGAAAAUGAAUGUCAAAUCCAUAGUAUUCAGUUCCUCCGCCACCGUGUAUGGUGAUGCCACGAGAUUCGAGAAUAUGAUACCAAUUCCCGAGCAUUGCCCCAAUGACCCAACCAAUCCAUAUGGUAAGACCAAGUACGUGAUUGAAAACAUCUUGCACGAUCUUUACAAUUCGGAUAACACUUGGAGAACUGCCAUUUUGCGUUACUUCAACCCUAUUGGUGCUCACCCAUCUGGUCUCAUUGGUGAAGAUCCAUUGGGUAUUCCAAACAACUUGCUUCCUUACUUGGCUCAAGUGGCUAUUGGCAGAAGGGAGAAGCUCUCUGUUUUUGGAAACGACUACAAGAGUCAUGAUGGUACUCCCAUCAGAGACUAUAUUCACGUGGUGGACUUGGCCAGAGGUCACAUUGCUGCGUUGGACUACUUGAAGAACAUUGACAAAGAGAAGGGACUCUAUCGCGAGUGGAAUUUGGGUACUGGAAAGGGAUCUACAGUCUUUGACGUUUACAAUGCCUUCUGCAAAGCUGUAGGUCGAGAGUUACCAUAUGAGAUUGUCGGAAGACGUGCCGGAGAUGUCGUGGACUUGACCGCUAACCCGACGAGGGCCAACACAGAACUUCAAUGGCUGGCAAAGUUCUCUAUCGAUGAAGCCUGUAGAGACUUGUGGAAGUGGACCACGGAGAAUCCAUACGGAUACAAAACGGAGAAUUACUCCUGGGAAUACUUUGGCGAGGAUGCUUCCGAAAGCAGAAAGCACACAGUGAAGUUCCCGGAACUCGAGGUUUCCAUUGUCAACUACGGAGCCACAAUUCAGAACAUCAAGUGGAAGGGUCAUAAGUUGGUGAAUGGCUUCGACACCUUAGAAGGUUACAAACUGACCGAAAAUCCAUACUUUGGUGCUACAAUUGGCCGUGUUGCUAACAGAAUUGGUCAAGGAAAGUUCUCAAUUGGAAAGAACGCCUACUCGGUGAGUCAGAAUGAGAAUGGCUCUACCAGUUUGCAUGGAGGACUGAAUGGGUUCGACAAAAACUACUUCUUGGGUCCUGUGGUGAAGCAAACGUCCGAAGGCGGAAUCACCUUAGACUUUGUCUACUUGGAAAAAGAUGGCUCAAAUGGUUACCCUGCUGAUUUGGUAACGUAUUUGAGAUACUCCAUCGAUAAGUCUUCCAUUGAACUUGACUUUGAAGCUGUGAUCCCAGACUCUUCCAAAGCAUCUGCAACUCCAGUCAAUCUCACGAACCACUCAUAUUUUACUGUUUCAGAUGCUUCAACUAUUGAAGGAACGGUUGUCAAAUCUAUCUCUAACGAGUACUUGGAGAUUGAUGACUUGAUGAUUCCAACCGGAAAAGUUGCAAAGUUUUCCGAAACUUUAUUAUCCGGAUUAAAACUUAAGUCAGUGGAUGCUUUCGACAACUGCUUAGUAGUAGAUAAGGAUGGCUGGAAAUUGGAUACAAGGGAAGACGUGCUGAGAUUGGUAUUUGAGGCCACCAAUCCAGAGACCAACGUCGGAAUUCAAUUUUACACUACAGAACCUACCUUCCAGUUUUACACUGGAGACGGUGUCCAGGCCGAAGGAUUCCUGCCUAGAUGUGGAUUCUGUAUUGAGCCAGGACGAUACACUGACGCUAUUAAUAAUGAAAAAUGGACCCCUCAGGUUCUUUUGGAGAAGGGCCAGAAGUAUGGCUCCCAGAUCAAGUACGCUUUUGUAUAG